Capronia coronata CBS 617.96 is the source of this 822-nucleotide messenger RNA. RefSeq lists its product as uncharacterized. The record is from RefSeq and is a predicted model, not a curated record. Gene Ontology annotation, molecular function: oxidoreductase activity, acting on the CH-OH group of donors, NAD or NADP as acceptor. NCBI's taxonomy places the organism in Eukaryota, Fungi, Ascomycota, Eurotiomycetes, Chaetothyriales, Herpotrichiellaceae. The transcript has 3 exons. The coding region runs from base 1 to 822 and encodes 273 amino acids.
AUGCCAUCUUACGUGGUAACAGGAGCCAGUCGUGGCAUUGGAUACGGCUUCAUCGACUAUCUCUCGCGCGACCCGUCCAACACGGUGAUCGGGCUCGUGCGCAACAAAGCCGCGACCGACGAACGACUGGCCCAAGACGGCUUUCUCGAAAAGAGACCCAACAUAACGAUCCUGCAAGCCGACAUCAUCGACGGCGCCGCAUUACGCGCCGCCAGCCACGAAACGGCCAAAAUCACCGGCGGUUCGCUCGACUACCUGAUCAACAACGCCGCAUACCUGUCCACAGUCACGUCCGGGAAAUUCCUGGACGAGUUCGAGGACGACGACGACCAGCGCCGCAUCCUCGACGACGACCUGAGCCAGAACUUCGCCACGAACGUCGGCGGCGUCAUCAAGACCAUCAACGCCUUCUUGCCGCUGAUCAAGAAAAGCGCCAUCAAAAAGGUCAUCUCCAUCUCCACGGGCAUGGCGGACCCGGACCUCGUCACCCAAUACGGCAUCUGGGAGGCUGCGCCGUACAGUAUGAGUAAAGCGGCGAUGAACAUGGCCGUCGCGAAAUACGGCGCUCGCUAUCAGGACGAGGGGAUUCUGUUUCUGGCUCUGUCGCCUGGCGUGGUGGCUACUAGUGCUGCUCAGGGUGAGUUUUUUCCUGGCAGCGAUACCUUGGUCCCCAAAUUGCUCAAGUAUGCGCCAGAUUUCAAGGGGCCUGUCACCCCACUCGAGUCGGUCGAGAUGAUGCUCAAGGUCGUGGAAUCGGCGAGCGUUGCGAAUGGCGAUACUGGGGCUUUCAUCGGCCACCUCGGUAAUAAGCAGUGGUUGUGA